AUGGCAUUGCAGUUACCGUUCAUAAAACAUACAACAAAUUCAAGAGCUACUUACCUAUACAAUGGAAUAAAUCAAUCACUUCUUGCAAGGCGGGGAAUGUCAUAUGCCAUUGAGAAGGAAUUAAUUGGCGUCGAUACGAAAGCAAUAUGUAAGAACAGAGGCUUCGAUGAAAUUUUGAGUUUAAUGGAGAAAGGUAUCAUUCCAACGGACUCCAACAGCUAUGGGUAUCUCCUGCAGCUCUGUAUCCAUAAAAAGUUAUUGACAGAUGGCGGGAGGCUUCAUGCUCACAUGAUCAAUACGGGAUUUCAGUCGAGUAUCUUUGUACACAAUCGUCUUAUCGAAAUGUAUGCAAAGUGCGGGAAAUUGGAAAAUGCACGCCAAAUGUUUGAUGAAAUGCCUGAACGAAAUGUCUUCUCCUGGAAUACCAUGAUGGGAGGGUAUUCUACGUGUGGCUUUGUUGAGGAUGCACGUGACUUGUUUGACAAGAUGACCGAACGAGAUGUGGUUUCCUGGACCACUGUCAUAUCGGGGUAUGCUCAGAAUGGGAACGGGGAUGAGGCUUUGGCAUUAUUUGGCGAAGCGCUCCGGAUAGGAUGUAAACCUAACCAGUCAACUUUUGUAAGUGUUCUCAGUGCAUGCGCUGGGCUGCAGAUGAUUAAAUUUGGUAAACAGGUACAUAAUCUGAUAAUAAAAACUAGAUAUGAAAUGCAUGCUAUUGUGGGAAAUGCACUUACUGAUAUGUAUGGCAAAUGUGGAAUUAUUAAGGAUGCACGCAAUGUGUUUGACAAAAUGCCUAACCGAGAGGAGGUUUCUUGGUCUUCAAUGAUAGCAGGAUAUGUCCAGAACGGUGAUGGUGAUAAAGCUUUUGACUUGUUUAAAUUGAUGCUAAAAUUGGGUGUGAAGCCUAACGAUUUUACCUUUGCUAGUUCCCUUGGUGCAUGCGGGAGUAUGGCAGGAAUUGAAGAGGGAAUGCAAGUCCAUACCCACAUCAUCAGAAGCGGAUAUCAAUCAAAUAUCUUUGUUGGAAAUGCUCUUGUAGAUAUGUAUGUUAAAUGUGGGAGCAUGGAUUACGGAUGCCUUGUUUUUGAGAAAAUGCCUGAACCGGAUGCAAUAUCAUGGACAUCACUGAUUGUGGGGUAUUCUCAGAGUGGGAACAGUCAGCAAGCAGUGAAAUUGUUUUGCCGAAUGCGACAGAUGGGAAUUAAGCCAGAUUCUGUCACAUUCUCUAGCAUUCUUAGUUCUUGCGCAGGCCUAGCUACUGGAGAACAGGGCAGGCAGGUACAUGCCAUCAUUAUCAAAUGUUUACUUAUGCCAAAUGUUGCUGUUGGGAGUGCUCUGGUAAACAUGUAUGCGAAGUGUGGAGGUAUCCAAGACGCACAACAAGUUUUUGACAGAAUGACAGAACAGAAUGUGCCUUCAUGGAAUGCGAUAAUAGGAGGAUAUGGACAGAACGGACAAGGGAUGGCAGCCAUCCGACUGUUUGAGCAGAUGCUAGAUGAAGGUAUUAAACCAAAUGAUGCUUCUUUCAUUGCUAUCAUCUCGGCAUGUUGUCAUGCAGGCCUUGUAGACGAAGGCCGUCACUACUUCAAUUCUAUGAUUAAUGACCAUUUCAUUUCACCGAGACUUGAUCACUUUGCUUGCAUGGUUGAUCUUCUUGGCCGGGCUGGUUACCUGGAGGAAGCAGCAGAUAUCAUCAACAAUAUGGCAAUUGAACCUGAUGCUUCUAUCUGGGGAGCCUUGCUUAAUGCAUGCAGAAUUUAUCCAAAUUUAGAGCUUGCUAAACAGGCAGCGGGGCGACUUUUUGAGCUAGAACCACAGAAUGCUGGACCUUAUGUCCUGUAUUCCAAUAUAUUAGCUGCAGCUGGCAGAUGGAACGAUGCAGCGACAGUGAGAAGGAUGAUGAAAGAUAAGAGAGUGAGAAAAACUCCAGGAUGUAGUUGGAUCGAGGUCAAUAACCAGGUGCAUACAUUUGUGGUGACAAACGUAUCUAACCCACAAACAGAGGACAUUGAUGCAAUGUUGCAGAAGAUUUCAAAGAAGAUGGAGGCUGAAGGCUAUGUGCCUGAAUAUGAUUUUUUACUGGAUGAUAUACAAGAACAUUAG
Messenger RNA from Cryptomeria japonica (Japanese cedar), 2103 nucleotides. Its product is annotated as putative pentatricopeptide repeat-containing protein At1g68930. Gene Ontology annotation, biological process: RNA modification. Lineage: Eukaryota; Viridiplantae; Streptophyta; Pinopsida; Cupressales; Cupressaceae. The transcript has a single exon. Bases 1 to 2103 code for a protein of 700 amino acids. The record is from RefSeq and is a predicted model, not a curated record. Gene Ontology annotation, molecular function: protein binding; RNA binding.